Messenger RNA from Gavialis gangeticus (Gharial), 1563 nucleotides. It is a transcript of the gene PAQR5, whose product is annotated as progestin and adipoQ receptor family member 5. Gene Ontology annotation, cellular component: membrane. Bases 435 to 1340 code for a protein of 301 amino acids. The transcript has 8 exons. Gene Ontology annotation, molecular function: signaling receptor activity. The record is from RefSeq and is a predicted model, not a curated record. Lineage: Eukaryota; Metazoa; Chordata; Crocodylia; Gavialidae.
UAUAUAUACACUUGUUGCUUAUGGGAAAAAAUGAUUAACGUGACCAGAGAACUUUCAUCCACCAAAAAGCGGGUUGUGGUGAAUGUGAUUUUGACUGCCAUUCACAAUAUCUUUAAAAACAGAUUGAAAAGCAAGAAAUCUGUGCUGUGAAAAACGGAAAAUGUUGAGCAUGUGGCAUAAUAUUUUGUUACUGCGGAAAGGCCAGUGGGGUUGGGAAAGAAAACAAACCCCAAACCAGCCAACCCUCUUGCAUCAACAGACAUUGCCCCACUCUGCAAAGAAAAUUGGCCUCAUGUUCCAAAAAAUGCAGACCAAGGCCAGCUGAAACCUCUACCGAGAAAUGAAGUGUGUUGGUGUUUCGUGAGCAGGGCAUCGUGUUCGGGUACCGCCAUCCCAGAAGCUCAGCUGCAGAUUGCCUCCUCAGUGUCUUCCAAAUGACAAAUGAAACCCUAAAUAUCUGGACGCAUUUUGUGCCUGCCUGCUACUUCCUAGGGAAGCUGCUUGCCUUGUUAUAUUCGCUGGAUCUCUGCAACAACGCGUACGCUUGGCCCCUUCUUGCCUACAUGAUCACCUGCUGCAUUUACCCCUUCAUGUCCAGCUGUGCCCACACAUUCAGUACGAUGUCCACUCAGGCGAGACACAUCUGUUACUUCUUUGAUUACGGCAGCCUCAGCAUCUACAGCCUGGGUUCUGCAAUUGCUUAUUCAGCGUACGUUUUCCCAGAUGAAUGGCUCAAUAGCACUUUCCAUCGCUGUUACGUGCCCAUUGCUGUGUGUAACGCAGCCCUUAGCACUGGUCUCUCCUGCUUUUCCAGGCUUGGGGCUCCAUACCAUCACUAUAACAGCGACAUCAUAGAAAGGUUCCCAGAGCUGGAGCAGCCCAGGUUCAGCAAAGUCCUUCGCACGCUGGCAUUCGCGUAUCCAUACCUGUUUGACAGCAUCCCACUUUUCUACAGGCUGUACCUGUGUGCAGAAAACAGCUGCGCAGAAGGCGUGAUCCCCAUCCACAUCCAACACAUGGUAUUCGCCUUCCUCACCUGCUUCAUCUUCACUACACAUCUGCCGGAGAGACUUGCACCGGGGCACUUUGAUUAUAUCGGACACAGCCACCAGGUCUUCCACAUAUGUGGAAUCGCUGGCACGUACUUCCAGAUGGAGGCCAUCAUGAUGGACAUGGCUUCACGACAUGACCGGCUUCGAGCUUCCUUCUCUCUUCCUACCCUCUCUCAGACAGUUGGUUUGAUUGGCGUCUGUCUUGUCAUUAACUUCAUCAUCAUUGGGGCUUUCUCAAAGGCACUGUAUUCAGCUCCAGAGUCCUCCAAGAGAGAAAAAACCACGUAGGCACUUGAUUACACUCCUGCAGAUGAAAGGGAAUCAAGUCAUAUUAGUACCAUGUCAUGAAAGGUGGCAAGACAUUGGUGAAUGUUCUCUGGAAAACCCUUAUUUAAGGGUUUUCAGGAAUGAGUUGCUUUGUAUUACACCGUCUUUGUACACAUGACUCCCAAGUUGGGAAGAAAUUGGGAGAAUGUUUUUAAGUCAAGUUGAUAUUUGAGCUCAAAAAGGA